This is a messenger RNA of Botrytis byssoidea, 576 nucleotides long. RefSeq lists its product as uncharacterized. Bases 1 to 576 code for a protein of 191 amino acids. Gene Ontology annotation, cellular component: cytosolic large ribosomal subunit; ribosome. NCBI's taxonomy places the organism in Eukaryota, Fungi, Ascomycota, Leotiomycetes, Helotiales, Sclerotiniaceae. The transcript is spliced from 5 exons. Gene Ontology annotation, molecular function: structural constituent of ribosome; rRNA binding. The record is from RefSeq and is a predicted model, not a curated record. Gene Ontology annotation, biological process: cytoplasmic translation.
AUGAAGUACAUUCAUUCCGAAGAGACUCUGACCAUCCCAGAGGGUGUCAAGGUCGCCAUCAAAUCCCGUCAAGUUACCGUUGAGGGACCAAGAGGCAAACUCCACAAGGAUCUUAGCCAUUUGGCAGUCAACUUCUCCCAGCCAAAGAAGGAUGUCAUCAAGAUCGAGCUUCACCACGGAGCCCGCAAGAACGUCGCUACUCUCCGAACCGUCCGUACUCUCAUCAACAACUUGAUCAUCGGUGUUACCAAGGGUUUCAAAUACAAGAUGAGAUAUGUCUACGCACAUUUCCCAAUUAACGUCAACGUUGAGAAGGGACCAGAGGAUAUCCCAGUUGUUGAGAUCAGAAACUUCAUCGGCGAGAAGAUCGUCCGUAAGGUUCAAAUGAGAGAAGGUGUUGCUGUCGAGCCAUCGAAGAACGUCAAGGAUGAGCUUCAAUUGUCUGGUAACUCCCUUGAGGAUGUUUCCCAAUGCGCCGCCGAUAUCCAACAAAUCUGCAGAGUACGAAACAAGGAUAUCCGAAAGUUUUUGGACGGUUUGUAUGUCUCAGAGAAGGGUAACAUUGUUGAGGAAUAA